Molecule: messenger RNA, 9565 nt
Organism: Hippopotamus amphibius kiboko
Lineage: Eukaryota; Metazoa; Chordata; Mammalia; Artiodactyla; Hippopotamidae
Gene: OTUD6B
Product: OTU deubiquitinase 6B
Exons: 7
Coding region: 107-976 (289 amino acids)
Biological process (GO): protein deubiquitination
Molecular function (GO): cysteine-type deubiquitinase activity
Source: RefSeq, a predicted model, not a curated record
UGAAGGCGCGGCCAAUGGCGCAUAGGGUGAGAGUUGAAGGGUGGAAGGUGCUGGUAGCCGGUAGUGCUGCUUCCUUUCAGCGCGUGUGCUGGGCUACCUGGUUGUCAUGGAGGCAGUCUUGACGGAGGCGCUUGAUGAGGAGGAACAGCUGGUGAGACGGCAUCGCAAAGAGAAGAAGGAGUUGCAAGCCAAAAUUCAGGGUAUGAAGAAUGCUGUUCCCAAGAAUGACAAAAAGAGGAGGAAGCAACUUAUUGAAGAAGUUGCUAAGUUAGAAGCAGAAAUUGAACAGAAGCAUAAAGAAGAGCUGGAGCAAUUGAAGCUGACCACUAAGGAGAGUAAAUUAGAUUCUGUUGCUGUUAAUAUUUCAAACUUGGUUCUUGAGAAUCAGCCGCUUCGGAUAUCAAAAGCACAAAAGAGACGGGACAAAAAAGCUGCAUUGGAAAAGGAGCGGGAAGAAAGGAUAGCUGAAGCUGAAAUUGAAAACUUAACUGGAGCUAGACAUGUAGAAAGUGAAAAACUUGCUCAAAUAUUGGCAGCUAGACAGUUGGAAAUUAAACAGAUUCCAUCUGAUGGCCACUGUAUGUAUAGAGCCAUUGAAGAUCAACUGAAAGAACAGGACUGUGCUCUGACUGUGGCUGCCUUAAGAUGUCAAACUGCUGACUAUAUGCAAAGCCAUGUAGAAGACUUUCUGCCAUUUUUAACAAAUCCUAAUACAGGAGAUAUGUAUACUUCAGAAGAGUUUGGAAAGUACUGUGAUGAUAUCAUAAACACAGCUGCAUGGGGAGGUCAGCUUGAGCUAAGAGCCCUGUCUCACAUUUUACGAACACCAAUAGAGGUAAUACAGGCAGAUUCUCCUCCUAUUGUAGUUGGUGAAGAAUAUCCAAAGAACCCAUUAAUACUUGUUUAUAUGAGACAUGCAUAUGGCUUAGGAGAACACUACAAUUCUGUUAAACGGUUGGUGAACACAUUCUACUGAAAAUUGCAGCUAGUCUAUAAAAUGGUGCAGUUAUGUUUUAGUACAAUGGUGAUCUGGAGUGUUAAUAUCAAGUGUUGGAUUGUUCUAAGUGUUUCUGAAAAAACACAACUACCUUAAAUCAGUUUUAUGGCAAAGCUACUAAUAGGUUUUUAAAAAAUGUGUCAGAGAUAAACUUUAACCAAUGUUCCCUUAGUGGUGUUUUGAAAACACUUGUAAGUUCCUUGUGGAGAACAUCAUAUAAAGACCAAGAUGGUACCCUGUUUGCUGAUAUUUUUAUUAAAUAUAGGAUCCUGAACAUUAUGUUCUGUGUUGAAAUAGUUAAAAAAUUUUUUUUCUAUUAUUGGAAGCUUACAGUAACCGUAGCAAUGUAAUUUUUCUUGAAGAAGUGAAAUGACUCAGUCUCUUUGACAUUGCAAUAAUGUGGUGAUGGUGAUGCAUAUUUAAUGAGUGCUUAUAAAUGAACUUGAUUGCAGUAACUUUGUGUUGAUGGGACUAAUGCUGUGAUGCUUUUUAUAUAAACCCCAUCAAAGUGCAGCUGAGAAGCUUGUUUUAAUAAAGAAUUUAAAAAUAUUUAUUCAGAUGGGAAUCAGUUGUUAUGUUUUAAGAAAUAAGACAAAUUCAUAGGUAAAUAUAUGUUCCCAAUCAGCUUUAAACCUCUAAAAAAGAGAAGUCAUUUAUUUGUAUAUAAUUUAAAAAGACUCAGCAGAUUAUUGCCUAAUUCAUGUUAUUCCUUGCUAUUUCGUAACUUCAGAAUGGUUGCACCAUCAUUUCUUAAUUAUCUUCUUAAGUAUAAAUUUUUAUAUUCUUUGUUGUAUUUUCUUCAUCACUAUUCAGUUGCUUUGCUUUCCUUGCAGCCUUUUCCACUAAGAAAUAGUUUUUAGCCUCUCUUAUUCUUUAACUUGUGCAAAUUGAAGGAGUAGCAAUGUAAAAGGGUCCAGGGCCAAAUUUAUUUCAAAUUCUUCCUCUUUUCCAAUUUGUCUUACAAGAUCUCUCUUUUUGCUUCAUCCUCUAAGAUUAGAGAAGCCUUUAUUACUUGUUAUUUUGUUAACCUUAUUAAUGUCACCUUUCCUCGAAUAUUUGAGAAUAUUUGUCUCAAAUGUUUGGGCAUUUUUAUCUUAUAUACAUGCAUAAAGCUGAAAGCCACUGUUGAGCCAAGACUGUAGAAUUAAAUCAGUACAGUACUUUUCAGUUGAAUGAUUUGUCUAGCUCAGAUUUUAGGUUACUUAUAACAAUAUUCUAAGAAGAUAGUACCCAAAUAUACAAAUGUGUCUGAUAAUUUGCUGUGUUAAAGGGGGUAUUAUAAAAAUGAGACCUUUUUGGUUUGAUAUGUUUUUCUCAAAUAAGAAAUAACUAGUAAGAUUUUGCAUCAAGUUUAUAAAAUUUGAAUUUUUUCUCCAUGAAUGCAACUAAUUUUUAUAAGUAAGUGUUGGGUUUUAUAAUAUUAAAAUUAGGGUAUCAGUAUCAUAUUCCUAGCAGGUAACAGUGUGGGAAGCUGGCAGGGACUGUUGUGGAGCAAAUAAGUACUGCAUGAAGGUAUUACACUACUAAAGAUUAAGAACCAUUCUGCCUGCCAAACAAAAUAUAUUCUGAAGGCUGCUUGUUUUGUAGUCCUUGAUCUGAAUUUUUUUGGGGUCUGAAAUUUAUAAAAGAAUGAAAUUAUGAAAUACUAAGCAGCUUGGCUUUAUUUUGAAAUAAUCUGUUACUUUAAAAGAGAAGCAUUAAGAAGUAAUAAAACAAGAUACAGUGAAAUCUAGUUGUUAUAAAUUGCAUCUAUAUUUAAAGUAUUCUGAAAUAACUUAUUGGUAGCUAUUUUUUUUCCUAGCAGAAUGAGUAGAAUUUUCUUGAUUAUAGGUAUAUUUUUUAUUUUUAUUAUUUUUUAUUUUUUAAAUGGUCAGUAUGGUUAUGAGUAGGAUUUGUAUGGUCAGCUUCUGUUUUUUCAUAAAACUUGACAUAAAAAUUUUUUUAGCUGUAGCCUAAAGACUAAAAUUAAAGUCUUUAAAAAAUGGCAGAUGUUAACUUAAAAGCAGCAUACACUAAUUUAGUGUGCUGUAUGAUGCUGUUCUCUUAGGGAGGAUUGAUAAGCUGUCUUUUGUCCUAACUCAGAAAAGUAUAUGGCAGAGUUCUGGAAUAUGCCUUUAGCCAAGAAUUUUAUCCAUUUAAAUAUGUUUAUAACUUAUAUAAAGCAAAAAAGAAUGUGUGUAACUAUAGUGAGCAAUAAAAUUUUGUUCAUGUUAUCUGAUGUUUGCUAAAAUAAAAAUAAAAGAUGAAUGAAUGAAGUCAUUUGUUAAGUUAUUCUUUAAUAAUUUUAGAAUUUAGAAGUAGAGAAAACUUUUAGAAUUUUAUUCAGCCUUUAUUUUGCCCUCAUCUAUAAUAGAGAAUAAUAUAAUCACAGAUUCUAAUAUUUAUAAUAUUUAUAUUAUUUUAUUAUUUUAAAAUAAUGAAAGGCAAAUUAAUUAGAAAACCAUCUAAAACUCUUGGGUGUUGAAGAAAAAAAUGAAUAAACAUUUGUGUGUGAGAAUUUGAAGCAGUAAGAAGGAAAUCUGUGCAAAUUAGUGCUGGCAUAUAUUUGUUAAUAUCUUGUCAUGGUACAUACAGGUUGUCAUGAACUAGCUGAAGGAGUAGGUCAGCUUUUUUUCUGAAAAUAUAAUUUGUAACUUCAUACUGUUUUUACUUCUACUGAACAAAUGAGAGAGUGAAGUUUCUUCCUGUGUGUUUUUACGUGCAUUGAUUCUUCUAAGUCUUGUUUGAAAUAUCUCUUUCUCCAUCUUAUGGAAAAAGAACUCACAGGGUUUCUAAUUCUUUUUUUAAAGUAAAUUUUAGAAGCAUCAGUUCUUGUUCUUUACCCCACCUUGUUCUCUCCUACAAGGCCUUUGAACUGAUAUUUGGAGUUGGGUGCAACCUGCUUCACCUAUCUUACUGUCUUCCUGGUCUCAGCUUAAAUAGCACUGACCUCGGUAAGCUUCCCAUACUUCUUCCACCUGGGCUAGGUUAGGUACCCCAGUUCAUGCAUGUUGCUAGAAGUAACUAUACACUUAUAAUUAUAGAAGUAACUAUACACUUAUAAUUAUACAAUUAUAAAAAAGUGAUUUACAUGUAGUUUAUUAUUAUUGUUGUUGUUAUUAUUUCCCCUUAGUCUUUAAGUGCUUAGAAACAAGGACUUGUUGAUUGCUAUUAAAAUAUCUAGCACAUUGCUUGGCCUAUGUAUUAAAUACUUAAUGUAUGUUGAUAGUUGUAAGAUCAGUUGAGAGGAUAGGAUAUGACUGAGGAGUUUCUUUAGGCUAAUGGGACCGUUAAGAAUAGAACAAGAUAGUGACAUAGAAUUGUGCUUGCUCACCAAAAGAAGAGCUGCUUUCUAGUUUACAUUACCCUUGGAUAAAUUCUUAUGUCUUCUGGUUAGUUGAAAGAAGAAUGUGACCCAAGAGGGCUUUCUUUUUUCUUAACUUCUGAUAGUGUUACAGUUAAUUUACCUUCAUGUGCCAAUUAGGACAAUCUGAUUUUAACAAACCUAAAAAAUAUAAUGGUCCUCUAAAGCAAGUAUACAAACCAAAUAAAUAAAUAAAUAAACAAAUAAUAAAAGAAAGAAAAACUUUGCUAAUAUACUGACCAGGAAGAAGUUUACAGUUGUCUUAUUUCAGUAUAAUCAGGAUGACUAGUAUGCCUUACUGAAACAAAUUACUGCCUUUGUACAAGGCUGCUGAAUUUAUUAUUUUUCUUAUAAUCUUUCUCCUGAUUUUUCUUAAAAUACCAACCCCUGCCUCUGUAAGACUAAAUAAGUCCGCUCACAUAAAGAAUUUAUCACAGUCUGACACAUAGUAAAUGCUCAGUAAAGGUAGUUAUGUUUUGUUUUGUGUGGUUUCAUAUAGACAUUUAAAUCAAGAUCUUCACCUUUUGUUAAAUCUCAAGUGUGCAAGCACUACUCUUGGGACUGAUUGAAGGUGCUAACAUAUGCCUGUUGUGCCAAGGAGUGGUUUCCCUGCUGUGUGAUGGAUAAGGAAGAGGAUAGUGGAGCUAAGGUCCAGGCAGGAGUUGGUAUGCUCAAUACCCUGUUUUUAUAGAUAAUGGGGAUGAGACUUGAAGAGGUUAAGAAUGAAUAACUUGCCAAGCCAUAUGGCUAAUAAAUGGCAAGGUUGACCAUAGAAGGCAGGCCUUUAAGAAUCCAAAACCCUUUAAAUCAAAACUUCCAUUUUCAUUUUAAAAAGAAAACCAAGAGAAAUAUACAAUAUCCUUGUUUAUUACAGAAGAGAGAAUUUCUGCAGUAGAUUUCUAGUACAUGAAGCAUCUGUUUAUGUUUGGAAACUUUUACCUUGGGACUGUUUGGAAACUAAGCCUCAGAUCACACUUUAAUCACAAAAUAAGUCUGCCAAAACAAAUUAAAUAAUUGUAUUGGUUUCUGCCAUAAACUGUGUUUAUGACCUCCAGUUUUCCAUGCAUUUUUGCAGCAUUCAAAACUCUUUUAAUUUGUCCUAGGGCCACCUAUGAGAGUAGGAAUUACCCAAGUUCUUUGCAUUGUAGAGUAUUAAUAAAUGGAACAAGCCCCCUCUGUGUUAAUAAAAUUAAUGUUUUUACUUUAAGGUGCUUAAGAUUCUAGAAUGCUAUAUAGUUUAGCAUUCUCUACAGCACUUCAUACUUCCAUGGUAGUUUAUAGUCGUUAGUUAAAUAUUUCUCACAUGUCUCAGUGGAAUAGCUUGGUAUUCUUUCUUGUUCUACUGAUGAGAAGAGAGAUAUAGCUUAGUUUGACUGACUUAUUUAAGUUUCCAUAAUAAGUCUAUUGCUCCAUUUGGAUUAACAUUCAGUGUAAAGUUCCCUUGUCUUGUGCUGAAUUCACAGGAUGAUACUGUCUCAAAAAAUUGGUGAUUUUUCAUCAGAUUAUGGCAAAUAGAUUGAUUUCUGGUUGCUAGAAAAGGUCUGGAUGCUGACAUUCCACAACGCUAACCCAUACAGCAAAGAGAUGAGCAACCCUUUCAGCUGGGCAUCCAUAGGGAAUGCAUUUAAGAUGCAGGUCAAAACACAAAAAAGGUGAAAUGAGUAAACCCCAUCUCCUUUUUUACUUUUUUCUUCUUAUGUCUUCAUCAACCUGGACCUGUGCCACAGCCGUACCCUGCUCAACUCUCAUUUCCCUACUUCCACCCUAAGUUAUCAUUCAUCCCAUCUAAUGUACCUAUGAGAUCAGGUUCUAGUCACAAUCUUACCCACAUUAUGCCCUAUCAUUUCCUCUCUAUCCCUUUUUCUCUUCUACCUAGAAUAGUACAGAAGCCUCAUAAGUGCUGUCCCUGCCUCUAGUCUUGCUCCCAUUAACUCUCCCUUCAUGUUGCUGCGAACUGCCAGAAAUGCAUACCUGGCUACUGUCUUCCCUGCCUAAACUUUCUAGUGGCUCCUCAUUCCUGUAGAAUGAAGUCCACAUUCCUUAUUGUGGUAUUUAAGGGAGGUCCUUCAUGACUGGUCCUACAUACCUGUCCAACAUCAACUCCCAUCAUUUCUUUGUUUAGACUUAUGCAAUAGAAUUAUUUAUAUUCCCCAUGGCUCUGUGUAUUUCAUACCAUGAGCAUUUUUUCAUGCUCCUUUUAUUUAAAUUCUUUCCCUCCUCACAUUUAUUUCAUCAACUAGUUAGUUCUUUUAAACAUAUUAUGAUUGGACUUAGCAGUAAACAGCAGGAAAUCUUAUUGGAACCAACAAAUCAGGUUCUUUGCCACCUUGUGUAUUUAUUUAAGUUAGCAUUUAUUAUAUUGAAAUGUUGGCUUCAUGAGAGAAUUGACUUACCGUGUUCAUUACUAUGUCCCCAAUGCCUCAGUGCUAUAGUGGUGCCUAGGUGUGUAAUGGGCACUUGAUACAUAUGUGAUUAUUGUGAUGAUUUUGCAACAUAUACAUAUACCAAGUCAUCAUGUUGUACACCUUAAACUAAUAAAAUGUUAACUGGAAAAAACUGGAGGCAUCUAGUGUUAAUAUCAUGCAUCCUGUUGCUAAUCUACUGGCUCACUUCACUGGUGUGAAUUAACAGUUGAGCCUGUAGUGUCACCCACUUGUCAAAUCUUUUCCUUAAGCAUCUCUGAAUUCUGGGGCAGGCACAGCACUAGACACAAAAGCAGCCACACCUACACGGAUGGCUUAACCAGCUUCUAUAAAUACCUAAGGUCAAAGUCUGUAUGAUUCCUAGUUGGUCUUUUUCUCUGAUUGAACCCUGAUACAGAAUUUGCUGCUGUAACAAAAUAUCUAAACCAUGUAAUGGGCUUUGGGUCUUGGCCUCAGGUGUAAGUUAGAAAGGCCUUGAGGAGAUUGUUAGCAGGAGCCUGAGGUCACUCCAGGAGGCUGUUGGUGGGGGUUUAAAGGAAUGAGGAAGAUGUUAUUGGAACUUGGAAGAAAGGUGACUUCUGUUACAUAGUAGAAGAAAGUUUAGCAAUGAUGCCAGCAGCAUUAACAUGGAAAAUAAGAAGUAUAUCUCAUCAACUGGAUGAUCUGCCUCAGGAAAUUUCUAGAGAGUGUUGGAGUUGCUAUCUGGAUACUUCUAGCUGCCUAUAGUAAAUGACAGGGGAGAAAGGCAAGCAAGAGGAAAAAAUUAUUAAAUAUAAGUGAGCCACGAAUUUUGGGGUUUGAAAAACAAAACAAAACUUUCUCACUGCUAGCCUCUCCAGACAGUAAAUGAUGCUAAAAUUAAGGAAUGAGUUCCAGAUAGAGAGUGAAUCAGGGAACUGUCAGGAAAAUGAACUCCAAAGGUGAAGCCAAGGGCGUGACUAUAAAACGCUUUGUUAAGACCUCAGGAAGAUUGAAGACAUUUUCUAAUCAACAGAUGAGAGAGCUUCUAAAAUUCUUAAGGCUGUUGUCCCACAGUAGUUUCACAUGGGAACCUAAAAUAGAGAAGGGCUAUUGCAAAGAGAUUUUGAGUGUGGCUUUUGUCUGAGUGAAUUAUGAACUGUUUCAAGGCAAACCUAUAAAGUUUUUAAAGGGAUUGUGUCAGUGUGGAUCAAAAGUGAUGGUAUAAAAUGAAAAGAUGAACCCUCAUACAUUGCUGGUAGGAAUAUAAACUGAUGCAGCCACUUUGGGAAACAGUCUGGCAGUUCCUCAAACGGUACAAUAUGACCUCUCCUAGAUAUAUACCCAAGAAAAUUGUACACAAAUGUUCAUAGUAUUAUUUGUAAUAGCCAAAAAGUAGAAACAACAUAAAUGUACAUCAACUGAUAAGUGGAUAAAUAUAGUAUAGCCAUACAAUGGAAUAUUUUUAGUCAAUAAAGAGGACUGAAGUACUGGUACAUGCUGUAACAUGAAUGAACUUUGAAAGCAUUAUGUUGAGUGAAAGACACAUAUGAUCUCAUCUAUAUAAAAUGUCCAGAGUAGGCAAAUCUAUAGAGAUAGAAAAGAAAUUAGUGGUUACCUAGGACUGGGGUGGAUGGGAAAAAUAGGAAGGUAAUUGCUGACGAAUCCAGCGUUUCUUUUUGGGGUGAUAAGAGCUUUCCAAAAGUGAUUGUGGUGAUGGUUGAACAACUUGGUGAAUAUACUUAAACCACUGAGUUGUACACUUUGAAUGGGUGAAUUAUAUGAUAUGUGAAUUAAAAUUCAAAGUUGUUACCGAAGCAGAAAAAAAUGAAGAGAUGCCUUUGGAUUCUUCUGUGGACAUGAAGCAGUCUGAGGAAAUUCAGCAAACAUGGGCUAUGUUUAUGGAAAGGGAAAGAUUAUUCAAGAGCCCAGUGAGGGGAACCAAGAGCUAGUCCCAGGCAGUAGGACUGAACACUUAUCAAGGAACUGACAACAUACAUCUAGUUGGGUUCCAGAAUUGCUUUGUGCCUCUAAUUUUCUUCUUUUUUGAGUGGUACUGUCUAUUGCCUGUCCCAUGUUUCACUGGUUGUUAAAUUCUGUGUAUGCGGGGACAGAUAUCUUAUCUCUUUAGCUCACAGGUCUUCAGAUCAAGAUGAACUGUACUUGAGCUGGAACUGCCCCUGAGAAGCCACGUUCACCUUUGUACCUGAUUUAGAUGACAAGAUUUUGGGGUCUGAUGCUCUAAAUAAGUGAAACCUUGGGGGAGGUGGGCUCUUGGGAGAAGGCAACUCUGUUUUGUGUGUUGGAGGAAUGUAUGUAACUCAUGGCCAGCGGGUGGACUGUUGUGGGUUUUAAGACAUGCCUACUUACCAUCAAGAGGUGGGGUCUAAUUCCUCUUCCUUUGUAGAUGGGCUGGCCUCAGUGACUUGUUUCUAAUGAAUAGAACGUGGCAGAAGUGAUGCUGCAUGACCUCUGAAGAUAGGUUAAUAUAACUUCUGCUCCACUUUCUCUCUUGGAUUGCUCUCCAUUAGAACCAAGCCACCAUGUUGGGAGGAAGCCACAUUGGAGAGGCUACAGGUAGGUGUUCUGGUUCCAGCCAACAACCAGCACCUACCACCAGGUAUGGGUGAAUGAGCCUUUUAUUUCUGCCCCAGCCUCUGAGGCACCCCAGCUGUCACCAAGAGGAACAUUAACAAGCUGUCCCCAUUGAGCCCUGACUAAAUUGUAAAUUUGUGAAUAAAAUAAAUGUUUUAAGCUAUUAAGUUUCACAGUACUUUGUUACUCAGGAAUAGAUAAUUGGAACAGGCAGUAUUAAUAGGACUGAUUGCAUAUUGGAAGUAAGAA